Molecule: messenger RNA, 801 nt
Organism: Harpegnathos saltator (Jerdon's jumping ant)
Lineage: Eukaryota; Metazoa; Arthropoda; Insecta; Hymenoptera; Formicidae
Product: selenoprotein F
Exons: 4
Coding region: 312-779 (155 amino acids)
Cellular component (GO): endoplasmic reticulum lumen
Molecular function (GO): oxidoreductase activity
Source: RefSeq, a predicted model, not a curated record
UUAUAAGGGUCCCUAAGGAAAUAAUUAUAAUGUUUCAAGUAGUCUAUCGCAGUAAUUUCUGUUUCAAUUUCUUCUUCAAUAGCAAUUUCAACUAAUAACUCUGCCGGUUAACAGAAACUACUUUUAUUAGUACAACUAAAACUUGGGAAAAGAGGAAAAGAAUACUAGUGCAAGGUUAUAAAACAAGAUUAACAUUAUAAAAACUUUUCAUAUAUAUAUGCCGGUUAUUUUGUAUCGUGUAUGUUUCAAUUUAAAUUUUGCGCUUAAGUUGAAUAAAAAUUUCAAUAAUUAAGCGCACGAAAUACUACAGAAUGCAUUUCUUACCAUAUAUAUUUUUACUUUCAAUCUUCGCUAUGGUGAACAAUGUAAUAGCAGAAUUUUCUGCAGAUGAUUGCAAAAUGUUAGGAUUUAAUAAAGCCAAUCUACUCUGCUCAACCUGUGAAUAUUUUGCAGAAUCUGAUCUAGCAAAGAUAACUGCUACAUGCAAGGAAUGUUGUUUGAAAGAUAAUGAUUAUGACUUGUCUGGAUCAAAACGCUAUCCUAAGGCUGUUCUUGAAGUGUGUACGUGCAAAUUUGGUGCAUAUCCACAAAUACAAGCUUUCAUCAAAAGUGACAGACCAAAGAAAUAUAAGAACCUUAGUAUAAAGUAUGUAAGGGGUUUAGAUCCGAUAAUCAAAUUGUAUAAUGUGGAAAAUAGAGUUGAAGAUAUUCUAGAUAUACACAAGUGGGACACAGACUCUGUAGAUGAAUUUCUAUCAACUCAUCUUUCUAAAGAUUAGUAAAGUUAAGACAUAUAUUCUA